UUGUCAACCCAUGGGAAAACGAGCUGAGAUAUACUUCGCCCAUAUGUUGGAUUUUUCCGCGGAUCUAAGGAAGUGACUCGGACGCGAUCCUGCUUCUAAAGCAUAGUCCGGGAGAGAAUCGGAAAGGUGGAAAGGGAAGGAACUCGAUGGCCAUAGAUGCAAUGGAAGAUUCCUCGAUUCCUUCCUCCUCUCCUUCACAUUCCAUUCCCAGUCAACCGCGUCACUUCUACGUCGCCGUCGACCGCCUCCAGUUCAAGAUGGACACGCUGGUGGAUUUGCUGCGCUUGGUGGGUCAGCGGCCGGGCCUGCCGAUGGUGGUGUGCUGCAGCUCCCGCGACGAGCUCGACGCCGUCUGCUGCGCCGUCUCCAAUCUCCCGUUCAUCUCCCUGGCCUCUCUGUACAGUGACCUGGCUGAAGCAGAUCGUGCUCUUGUUCUGGAUGGGUUUCGGCAGUCCACUUUGCAUUGGAACCAAAGCAUUGCUGUCCAAUCUGGAAAUGAUGUAAAAGCGGUUGAAGAUGUUGAGCAAAAGUCUCAUAUUGUUGUUGUUACAGAUGCUUGCCUCCCACUUCUAACUUCUGGGGAGUCGCCACUUACUGCGCGAGUUUUGAUCAAUUAUGAGUUGCCAACAAAAAAGGAAACAUAUAUGAGGCGAAUGGUAGCUUGUUUGGCAGCUGAUGGGAUUGUCAUCAACAUGAUCGUUGGGGGUGAAGUGGUAGCUUUGAAAAGCCUGGAGGAAAGUAGCAAUAUUCUCAUAGCCGAGAUGCCUAUCAAUAUUUCGGAAAUAUUGUGAAGAUCUUUUGAGUCAUACUGAAACAAAUGUGACCUUUGGCUGCAACUGGUUGAUGAGGCCCGCAUGUUCACAAGCGUCGCUUUAUGAGCAGUUGCCAUGGAGGGAGCAUCUCUCGGAUUUGCGCAGUUCUAAAUUUUCUGAUCAACCAGUUCUUUUUCCAGGGUUACAAAGUAGAUAGUAUCUAAUGACUUCUGAGGCCCAAAGUGUUACAUAUUCCGGAAUCAUUGAGGCAUAAACUGGUGUAGACUCUGUAUCAGAUUAAAUCAUCAUGUUUUGGUGGAUUCCACGCCUAAUUUUUUUUGCUAUUCCUCAGCGGAUGCACAUUGCUUUCUGA
Messenger RNA from Eucalyptus grandis, 1125 nucleotides. Its product is annotated as eukaryotic initiation factor 4A. The transcript is spliced from 7 exons. The coding region runs from base 147 to 791 and encodes 214 amino acids. The record is from RefSeq and is a predicted model, not a curated record. Lineage: Eukaryota; Viridiplantae; Streptophyta; Magnoliopsida; Myrtales; Myrtaceae.